AUGGCGAGUCAGAUCAGCGGCGUUGGGCUCGUGGAAGGAGGUCGCGCGAUGCAUCUUCCUCAUGCGAAACUCGGCACGGACGACGCGUGCCGCGCGGCAGGGCGAGAAGGUCAGGCCCCUGCAGCCGCGCCGGUCGCACCGCAUGCGGCGGCUGAGCUCCAGUCCUCCGUCCCAUGCGAUGAGAGCCGAGUCGCAGCGCGCCCGUCCACCCGAGAAACCUCUUCAACGCCCUCGUCGACUUCAACGACGGAAGCCGAAGGGUCGGAGGAACUCCUGCCGUCAGCCAAGAGCCCUGCAGAUUCUCCCCAGUCGCUGGAGACUCACGAGGCGACCGCGUCCCCCGGUGUAGGCGGCCCUUCAGAGUCCUCGCUACUCACGGGACACCUCGUGAAUGUGCGCAGCUGCCAGAUGCCGGACGACGCGCGAUCCUGUGGUGCCGAUUCCCAGGCGGCAACCAGCCCUCUCUCAGAUCCCCCCUUCGAGGCGGACUCCGCUAAAGCCCUGCCCGCCACUGCGCGCGAGGAGACCGGCGGCGGCCCAGCGUCAUCGUCUGAGGAGACUUCGGCGAAUCUUCAGGGAUGGCCCUCGCCGUCGUCGCUUUUAACUCACUCGCUGUCGCUGCCGCAGCCCGUGUUCGCGACCGCCCCCUCGCUGGCUGCGCUCGAAUCUGCAGAGACGACGCCCACGUCGUCUGUCUCACCCUCUUCAGUCUCGCAGAUCGCGAACUUGUCCCGCAGCUCACUGCUGCUUCUGGGCAGCCUCACCCCGCAUCAGCAGCUCGCGGCGCUCGUGGGCGCGGCGAGCGGCGGAGCCUGCGCCGCGCACUUGGGCUCCGCGGGCGGGGGGACCUCCCCAAAGGGCCUGGCCAUUGACUGGCAGGCUGUGCUGGCGGGAGCCUCGGCCGACGACGCCUCUGCAGCCUGCAGCCCGCUUCGAAGGAGUUCCUGCCUCAGCUCGCGGACCUACACGCGCGCGUCGUCUACCAUCUCGCUCUCUCCUGAGUCGACUGUCAAGCGCCGAAAAACGAGCACUGGUGAAGUGUGCGACGCCGACGGCGCGGCUCCGCCGUCGUCUUUGCCCUCGCCCCUUUCCGCGGCCGCCCCUCAAAACUCUCUGCUUUCUAUGUUUGCAUCUUCGCUCGCUUCGACUUCUCCGCUUCAUUUCGCGACUCCUCCGCCGCCCGCGCUGGGCGCGACUCGCGCAGAUGCCGCAGGAAACAGUCUCGGGUGCCAUGUGGCGACCCUCUCGCCCUCUUUGCUUUCUUGUUUGUCUUCGUCUCUAGCCGCCUCGGCCUCGCCUGCCGCCCCCACGGUGACCGCCGCCGAUCUGCUCUCCGCGGCUCUUCAGCAACGGCAACUGGAAACUGCCGCGCUGCUGUCCUACGCGGCCUCUUCGUGCUCGCUGUCUCCCGCGCUCUCCGCCGACCUCGCGUCCCUCCCCGCGUCUGCCUGGUUGCGUGCGCAGAGGUCCCCCCCAGCCGCCGCUUCGCCGGUCUCUGCGGCGGCUGCCACUGCGCCCAAAGCGCCUGCGUGCCGCGCCUCGGAGUCGGCCGCAGGCUCGCAGGAGCCUGGCGCGGACGUGGAGGCGGCGCUCGCGCUGCUGCAGCAGAAUCCGCACCUCCUCGCGGAGCUCUCGCGACUCUCGAGCCCCGCGGCGCCUCCCAAGGACGCCGCGGGUCGCGGAGCCCUGCUGGAGGCCCAGACGCCUCCGGAGUCGAGCCGAGAGGGCGCUGCGCAGCAGGCUGACGCGGCGGCGCCGGACGAGCAGCAGCCCGCCGACCGGGAGAUCUACGUCCACCGCGUGCGCAGGAGCCCGGAGGGCGCCAAGCCGGAUGACAAGGUCCGCCUACGCGCCUUGAGCAAGGGCGUUCCAGUGCCCUCUGCAGCGUCGCCUGGCGCGACGCUCGGUGAGGACUUCGCGGCUCGCGCGCGCCAGUGUGAGCACGUGCCAGGUGUCUGCUUCGACCGCUGGAACCAGGGCUGGAUCGCGACCUGGCGCGAGCAUCGGCGGCCUGUCCACAAGCAUUUUUCCGCAAAGAAAUAUGGCUUUGAAGAGGCGCGCGCGCUCGCCAUUGAACACCGGCAGCUCAUGGUGGCCAAGCAGCAGGAGCAGCAGGCCGCUGCGCAGACCGAGUUCUCGACUUCGCUGUCCGCGUCAGUCGACGCCCUCACCCCUCAGCGCAGAGGCUGCAAGUCGCCAGACGGUAGCGGCGCAGCCGCCACCCUGACGGGCUCCUAUGAGAGUGCGCGCGUAGGCCAGAGCAGGCUUCAAGGCGAGAAGGCGCCGGGGGCGAGGGGCGACCUCGCUGCGAACGCAAGCCUCGAGACCCCGCGAAAAAACAGACCCGCCGGCGGCGCAGCGCCUCGCGACGCAUCCGUCCCCAGCGGCGCAGUUGCAGAGCGGCUCAGUGGCGCUGGAGGAGAGAAGGCUGGGGGCGGAGAGCUGAGCUGGAGCCAGCUCGUCGCUCGCAUGCCGAGAGUCGAGCGCGUGAGCUUCGACUUCACAAAUCAGAGUUGGAUCGCGCAGUGGAAGCAACAGGGCUGCACGACGUACCGCCGUUUCUCGGUCUCCAAGUUCGGCUUUUACGGGGCGCAUCGGCUCGCGGUUGAGUUCAAGCAGCAGAACUACCACCCUGUCGCCUCGCAGAAGCCAGCCGCCAGCGCGGAGAGCUUAGCCGCUCUCUCGUCUACGUCGCCGCUGACCGCGCGCUCGACUCGCACUGCCGACGACAGGCUCGCCUCCUCGCGGACUCCGAGUCUCGCAAGGCGCCAGAACUUGGCGAAGGGCCGCCGCGCCGGCGCGCCGGGCGAGCUCGUUCAGGGCGUCAUCCCUGUGAGAAGCGAGGAGGUCGCGAUGAACGCCGCGGCAGGUGUGCUGCGCGGUCCGCUCGCGUCUGAACUGCCCAGCGUGCCCCGUCGCGGCAUCGCGGAAGGCAAAACAGGGACCAAGACAGAAACCAACCCUUUUUCCCCUUCCUGCGGCGCGUUCCCGGUCCCUCUGGCGGGCCUCUCGCCCUCCGCGUACGCUCAGGUUCUCUCUGGCUCGUUCCUCAGCGACGCCGCGGCCGCGGUGCGCAGCCCGUUGCAGCAGCGGCAGCUCGCCUCGCGGGACGGGGCGGACCCCGAUCAGCCCGUGGAGGCGGGGAGCACGCAGGCCUCCAGCGGGGCGGAUUCGCCCAUCGUGGCGGAUCUGCAUCCAGGGGGGUCGAAGAACUCUGCGGUGGUGCCCCCCCCCUCUGUGAAUGAAGCAGCGGCCUGCAUGGCUUCAGGGCCCAAUGUGCACUCAGAGACGCCGUCUCCGGUGCAAUCUAGCUCGCUUCCUCUCUCCACCUGGCACUCGGCACGGCAGGCCUCGCCGCUGGGGCGUCACCCGGAGACGCCCGCGGGCGCCGACUGCGAAGUGGACGCCGAGCCGCGCGACUCCCCCGCGCCCCUUUCAUCCUUUGCGCACCUGCCGGCGUCGCUCGCGUCGCUGCUGUCCUCAUCUACGCUGCCCGCCUGUCUGCCGGCGAGCGUGACGCCGACGACGCGCCGUGGACGAGCCAGCCCAAGUCCCGCGUCGCGCGCGUCUCAGAAACGCCCUCGAGAGGCCAGGGAGCAGGAGGCUCGCCACGCGCUGGAGUCUCCCGCGGCCCUGACCCGCGGCCUCGCCGCGAGUUUUGCGUCUGCGGUCUGUCCAGGGGGACCUACGCCGGGCCUGGCCAGUAGAGGAAAGCCUACAGCUGCGGGCGAGUCCGCAGGCAGGGUCGUGAGCUCCUCCAUGACAACUGCUCCCCACGAAGAUGACGCCAGCGGCUCCAACGCAUGGCUGGGGCUUCCUACCCCGUUCGCGGCGACCCCCGGAGACCCCGCUCUCGCGCACGCGUCGCGCUGGCCAUCUCUGGCCUCGCAGUGCGUGUCGGGCGCCGCGUCGUUCCCUUCCGAGUCGCAGGCGGCAUCUGUCCCUGCGCCGCAGGAGGGCGACGACGCGGCGGCGGCGCUGCGUCUAUACAAGAUUGCGGUGUACUGCAUGCUCACGGACCUGAAGACAAACUGCCUGGGAACGGUGUUUGCCUCGCUGCCCCAUACGGGCGAGAAGGAGGCGGCCUCGCUGAUUCAGCCCUCCGUGGAGCUGCUGGAUCACCACAUCCAGCGCGUAACCGGCGCCACUGGUCUCGAGCAGGUGGCGGCGUACGGGAACAUAUUCUUCGGCUGUCUAAAGGCCUCCUCGCUGCCCAGUUCGUAUUCCGGCAGCGAGCAGGCGGCCUUCCUCACCGCGCUAGCGAAGAUGGAGGGCGGACCUGCAGACGCAGGGGCGCAAGCGGGGGUACCCGAAGUGCAGCUGGGCGGCCGCGCGGCGCAGGACCAGACAGAAGCGCAGAGACGAGAAGAAGCGUGCGUGGCGAUCUAA
Molecule: messenger RNA, 4389 nt
Organism: Besnoitia besnoiti
Lineage: Eukaryota; Apicomplexa; Conoidasida; Eucoccidiorida; Sarcocystidae
Exons: 3
Coding region: 1-4389 (1462 amino acids)
Biological process (GO): regulation of DNA-templated transcription
Molecular function (GO): DNA-binding transcription factor activity
Source: RefSeq, a predicted model, not a curated record